Schistocerca gregaria is the source of this 3172-nucleotide messenger RNA. RefSeq lists its product as uncharacterized. The transcript is spliced from 3 exons. The record is from RefSeq and is a predicted model, not a curated record. NCBI's taxonomy places the organism in Eukaryota, Metazoa, Arthropoda, Insecta, Orthoptera, Acrididae. The coding region runs from base 252 to 3032 and encodes 926 amino acids. Gene Ontology annotation, biological process: regulatory ncRNA-mediated gene silencing. Gene Ontology annotation, cellular component: RISC complex.
AACUGGCUUCUAUUUAGCUUAAUUUUUGAUAAAAAAAAAACGUUAGAAAAUUCGGACUUUUUUGUUUUACCGUCGCAAUCUCGUAGGGCAUGGCUUUUUUUAGCGUUUUAAAGUUGUUGCUUUAGGAUGAAAACGGAAUGCAUUUUGCUUGAGGGAGGCAUCUGAGUCGCGUCUCAGAUUUUUUUUUGCAUUUUUUUUUGGCAUUUUAUAUAGAGGACUGGUACGAUCUGUUUUCAUCACCUGAGCUCGAUAUGCCUAAUACGCGAAAUUGGGUGAAGCACAACGUGGCUUCACCGCAGCUUGGGUUUGUGAAGUCGGUGAUGUCCGGGGACAGGUUGGCUAUCUUGCCUGUUUCAUAUAUAGAGGAGCCAUACGAGUACGGCCCGGAAGACCUCAUUGUUAACUUGAGUUGCAUCAAAGCGCCCAUUUCUAAGACGAAGGAGGGCUUGGAAGAGCCGGGAGCCUGUGAGAGCCAGAGUUUUUUGCGCACGCUUUGCCUGAAGCAGUGCGUCUAUUUUUACAUAGAGACGGUUGGAACGAGCAACAGAAUAUAUGGGGAAGUGUAUACGAGAAAGGGAGAGGACCUCCGAGCGAUUCUCGUUGAGAGCGGUUGGGCUAGGGUCAGCGGUACUGGCACGAAGAAGUACGGUCAUGGGCAGAAGGUGAGCCAGUUGUUGAAGUUGGAGGAGCUGGCCAAGGAGAGGCGCCUUGGGAUGUGGGCCAUGGAGGGGGGUCUCGCGAACGGCGCGCCGGAGAAGCUGGGGAAGCUGAAUUCGGCGCAGUUGUUCCAGAAGUUGAAUGGGAGGAAGGUGUCGGGGACCGUGGAGCAGGUGAAGAGUGGGUCUAGCUUGAGGUUGAGCGUUCCGAGUUUGGGCCGCACGGUGCUGGUGUUCUUGUCCGGCGUCGAGUGCGAGGCGUACAAUCCGGAGUUGAGCGACGAGCUUCAGAAGCCGUACGCGAGAGCGGCGCAUUUUUUCGUGGAGUUGCUGGUGCUGAAUUGCGAGGUGACGCUCGUGUUGGAGUCGAUUAACGAGUUGAACCAGCUCUUGGGCGCGGUGUGGAUAGGCCGGUGCAACUUGGGCGUGAGGUUGCUGGAGGAGGGGUUGGCUACGUACGACCACGAGACCGCUGGCAUGUACGCGGCCGAGUUGAGUCAGGCCGAGGUCAAGGCGAGGGAGUCCGGGCUGGGCAUUUGGAGGAGAGGGGGCGUGACGGUUCCGCGCGCCGAGAAGAAGGAGAUGAAGGGGGAGAGUGUCUGCUACGAGGGUCGCGUCACUGGCAUCAUCAACACCGGGGGUAUACGAGUUGCGGACGGUGAUUUAGCGAAGGGAGGAGAGCAUCGGUUGUAUUUUUCGUCGAUUUACUACCCGAGGUACCAGAUGAUGUCACAGCAGGCCAACCAGCAGUCCAAUUCGUCGAUAGAGGUCUACGUGGCGAAGAUGUGUAGGGAGUACCUGCGCCAAUUGCUCAUAGGGCAAACGAUACAGUAUUCUUUGGACUAUACGAGGUCUUCGAACAAGGACGGCGAGGAGUUCAAGUUUUACAGCGUGUGGUUUGAGGGCAAAAACGUCGCGUUGGAGUUGGUGUCCAGGGGAUUCGCGAGGGUGAUGGCCCAUCGAGAAGGCGAGCAGAGGUCCCCGAUUUAUCAGAAGCUGCUGAUAGCUGAGAACCAAGCCAAGAAGAAGCAGCACGGUUUGCAUUCGACCGAGACUAUUCGGCUCCCCGUCGUGAACUACUUGGUGGCCCCUCCCUCGGCGUCCAGAAGAGAUCCGAGGUCGUCGGAGUCGAGAAAGAGAACGCAAGAGCAGGGAGACAUGCAUUACGUGUCGAGGCUGCAGUCCCACCUUCAAAAGCUGCGCCGCGCCGGAAAACUGCACGGCGUCGUCGAAAAAGUGGUCAAUCCCAUUCGGUUCUCCAUCUGGAUCGACAAAGAAGCGAUCCUGAUGCCGUUCCAUCUGAACUCGCUUUCUAUUCCCCCCCCCACCCAUCCGGGGAACGCCGCCGUGAGGUCGGCCGCGCAUCAGUUCGUGCACGACAGCCUGUACCAGCGAGACGUUUACGUUACCGUCGAGUCGAUUGACCGACUCGGAGACUUCUCCGGACAGCUGUAUCUGAACUCGCUGGAUUUUGGGCAGAUCCUCCUGCAGAAGGGCUUCGCCAAGUUCUGGACCCUUCGCAAGUCCGUCGCGUCGGUCGCCCAGUACAGGCGCGCGGAGGAAGAGGCCAAGCAGCUCAAGCUUGGGUUCUGGGAGCACUGGAGCGCCACCGACGUCGGUAAGAACGCCUCCAAAGAGGCCGAUCAGCAACAGGAGUCAUCCAAGCGAGAGAAGAAGGACCUGUCCUCGCUGGAGCGAUUCCCAGUUCUCGUCACGUGCGUGGCGGGUGACUUUCAAUUCUACUUCCAAAAGCUGGACGACCUCACUUCGCCCUCCCCCGAAGCCAGCUUCCUCGAGGAGUUGCAGCAACUUCCCGCGCCCGACGCGAAUUUCAGCCCGUCCAAGUCCACCCCCCUCGCCUCGCUGUCUCCGUCCGACAACAAGUGGCACCGCGCGUCCCUGGAGCGCGUCUCCGUCGACGACAAGUACUUCGUCCACUUCCUGGACCUCGGCGAAAGGCGAGUCGUCUCGAAGGACGCAAUCCGCCCUCUGCCCCCCGAGCUGCAGAAAAUUCCUCCCGUCGCUCAGUCCGCGCGCCUCGCCUACGUCGUCUCUCCGAAGGCCGGGGACUCGUACUACUCCGAAUGCACCGAAUUCUUCAGCAAAACCGCCAGCGGCAGGACGUUUCUGUGCUGCACCCACUACCAAGAGGGCAAGGUCCCCUACGUCGUGCUGCACGAGCCGUCGUCCGAGUCCACCGUCAACGCCACUCUCGUAGAGAACGGGUUCGCCGUGCUCGACAGGCAGUUCGACGAGGAGCCGGACGACGACCAGUUCGUGUCGCAGCUCAGAGAAAAGCAAAAACUCGCCUGCGACAAACGCCUCGGCAUGUGGGAAUACCAAAACGAAAUCCAUUUGGACUCGGAAGACUACUGACCACGACCCGCUUGCAAACUGCGCUCUGACUCCCGCAGCGAGCCUUUGGCGCCUCACGGGAACCGCGGCGCAAAGCCAAAUCGUACGCGCGUUGUAGCGCGUACGCAUAUCACAAAUAAAAAAAAACACAAACAGCUCUA